UAUAAGAUGUCGGCAUCCUCCGCUCUUCCGUUUCGUUUCCUCAAAUUCUUUUUAUAACUUCCAUUUCCAAUAGAAUCAAUGCAUAUUGAUAGUGACAUGAGGCAGGCGUAUGCGGGUGCUCUUACCACUGAGUGGACAUGCCAUUUUUCAAGAGAAACAGUGACAAACAACCCAAAACCCCAACCACCCCCACUUCGCCAGUGCCAUCCAUCAGAGGGGGUUUGAUCAAAAGGACACCGUCUAACAGGAGCCAGAUUUCAGAUGAUUUACCAAAUGGUGACAUCGGGUUGCCAGUCUCCCUGCUGCAGGCUGCUUCAUCCCGUUCUGCACCCAGACCCCCGGGUUCUCUACUGCUGACACUAGACGAUGGCGACCUGGGAAAAUCCCUGCAGCUGGACUCGCCUUUACGCACAUCUUCAAGGCUGUCAAAAACAUUCCAAGAGAUUCUCCAUGAUAAAGAUGCUCUCCCGUACUUUAUCCAGUACAUGGAAUCCAAAGAUGCUGAUCAUCUUAUACGAUUUUGGUUGGAUGCAGAGAGUUUUCAGGCGGCCACAUGGACGCGCAUCCGUACACAGUCGAUGCAGUCUCUUAGCAAGAGCUCUGUUGCACGGUCACCAGAAACAGAUCAUCACAAAUAUAGUGAAGAUACCAUUGUGAAGGAGAGCUCUAGUAAGGGAGAGAACUCUGCCGUUAGCCCUAGUGAAGGACAUCAGUCUGCGUCCCCUACUUCUGUAACAGGCAAGACUGAUGGUGCGACAUUUAACAAUCCAGGCACCACUGAUGGUAGUGCCAACAUGGCAGCCGGUGCUGAUGUCAACAACUUAGUCAUUAGUUCAAACAUUAGUCAUCCCAGUAGUGCUAGUACCUGUCAUGCUGGUCCAAAUAGUGAUAGUGCCAAUAGUACUACUUGUGCCAACAGUGCUUAUACCAAUGCAAGUCUCGGAGUGACCACUGAGCCAGUUGUCUCAGAUAGACUUGAGGAGGGUGUCUCAGAAAGCAGUUCGUCAUCAUCAGCAGACGUCCAGUCACAAAGUUCACAAGAUCGCACUCGUUCAAAACAUUUCACCUCGCACGAUAAUGCAAAGUCUGAAACAGUUGAGACUGUUUGCAGUGGCAAAGUUACGGUCUCGGACAAUGCUCCUGUGUCUAUAAUUUCCACAUCUCAGUCCACCGAUUCAGCGAAGUCUGACAGUGAUUUUUCUAACCGUAAAUCCAUCAAUCAGAGUGAAGUGGAGGAGAGGCUGAGUCAGCUGAUGAAUUCGGCGUCCAGUCAGACGAUGAAGGCUAGAAGUGGAUCUCAGGAGGAGAAAUACAAGAAAAGUAUAGAACGUGACGCUGUCAACAUUUAUUCCAAGUACAUAUCAUUGGAUGCGACAAAACCCAUCGGCAUCAGUGAAGAGCUUAGGAAUGCUACCAUAAGUAAAAUGUGUGGUGAGGAUGGGCAGGUAGACCCCAGGUGUUUUGCGGAGUGUCAGGAUUUUGUCGUAGCGAUUAUGGAAGCUGAGCACUACCCUGAUUUCAUUAGAAGUGUGUUCCACUGUAAGCAUCAGAUAGAUGUGUUAACCAGUGGCAGGGUUUACUUGGCUGAUUGUCUCUACAACGAGGCAGCCAUGUUUUAUUUUAUGGAGUUCAUAGAGCAAGAAGGAGCUUCUAAUUUGCUGCAGUUUGUGAUGGCUGCGGACAACUUCCAGCAGCACCUGCAGGCUAUGAGCGGAUACGAUGGCGUGCAGGCACAGUCCGAUGCCAUGGUGCUCUACGACAAGUACUUCUCACUCCAAGCAACAACACCAUUGGGGUUUUCUGACAAGAUUCGGUUCGAGGUAGAGUCCAACAUCUGCCGAGAAGAAGGUCCUCUUCCUGACUGCUUUGCUAUCCCCAGAAACAUAGUUCUUAAGUCCAUAGAAAAGAAUUAUUUCCCUCAGUUUUUGCAGAGUGAGUUGUACUAUAAAUAUUUAUCUGAGCUGGUCAACACGAUACAAAUGGCACAAGACUUCCCACAGAGGUCUCGGAAACGAACAGAGAGUGACGGGUCAUCAGAACACAGUGGGGGGAGUCAGAGCGUUGGCAGUGAGUCUAUCAGUAUGAAGAACACACUACUGGCCUCUGACACACGGCACUGGAAGAAAGUCCUCCACAAGUUUGAAGAUGAUUUACUGAUUGACCCGGUUCUGCUGAACCCAGACUCGCUCUGGAAACGCUCCACUUCUGGUGGGAUGACCCUGGGCAAAGUGGAUAAGUUAGGGCAGUUUGUCUCCGAGUUUGAACCAGAGCCAGAUCACGAGAAAAAGAAAUCAUCAGGGUUUUUCAAGAAAAGGCGAGAAAAGGACAAGGAGCAGGAAGAGAUGGCGUUGCGCAUUGCGCAGACAAUCAUCAGUGGCGUGACGUCAGUCACACAAGGAGACGGAGCUCCUGGGGUCAGUGCAAUGAAGGAAGGUCAGCAAGGGUCUUGAUGAAGGUUUGGCUGUGGGCCAGCUGUUCAACAACGCAAGAUUUCGUCCUGUUUCAGUCUGAAGUCAAAUCCUACAUCAGACAGUCUGUGUUAGACUAAAAACCACCCUGUAAAGAAAAUCUAAAAAUGUCAAUUCUAGCCGUGUAAUAAUAUUAUUGAGAACUGUUAGUAGUCUGUGAUAUAUUGAUUCCUAUACAUGUACAGAUCAUGUGUAUUCAAACAUAUUUACAUUAUAAAACAUGUUGUACUUCUACCAGUGAGUUGUUAGUACUGCUGCUGGUUACAACUGUGAAAGGAUAGUAUAGGCAAUGGAGCUGCCAAUGGUGCAAGCCAUUACCUAAGGAAAUAAUUAUUUGAUAAUUAAUGUGUGCAAAUAAUUGACAUCUAAACAUGAUUCUGUUUUACAUUAAAUGUGUGUUUUUUUUCCACUGCACAUAUGUAAGUGAUUUUGCGAUAUACAUAUAUCAUAAAGAUAAAGCCCAAGAUUGUACCACAUACAGAAGGCGACACUCAAAUGAUCAUGAUAUACUUAAACGUUUGUAAAUCUUGUGUGAUGGUCUUUUCACAUUGUGUUGAAUUAGACAUCUGUGUAAAUGUCAGUAUGGUACAUUGUAUAUUGAAAUGAACAUAGCACGUAUGUGUAUGAUUUGAUCACACUGUUAUCCAUCUGCACUGUGUAAAAGAAAACUGAGACCAUGUGGAAGU
Molecule: messenger RNA, 3154 nt
Organism: Liolophura sinensis
Lineage: Eukaryota; Metazoa; Mollusca; Polyplacophora; Chitonida; Chitonidae
Product: A-kinase anchor protein 10, mitochondrial-like
Exons: 15
Coding region: 138-2450 (770 amino acids)
Biological process (GO): intracellular protein localization
Cellular component (GO): mitochondrion; plasma membrane
Source: RefSeq, a predicted model, not a curated record